GGAUUCAUAUUAUACAAAUUAGUAUGUACUCGAAGGUCUAAUAGUAUUUCAGUUACGGGGGAUUCGAAAGUUGCUCAAAAUGGUUCAAAUAAAAUUUACACACUGCCCUUGCAUUGCCACUUAUUUUUUCAACUUGGCGUGUGUCUACAUUAAUUUAGUAAUUUUAUGUUUAUGAUAAAAAUAUUUCAGGGUAAAUUACCAGUUGACUUAUUAAAUAUGACUUUACCAAACAAAGCUAAGGCCAUUUACAGCAAUUGUAGACAAUUAUUAUCUCAGUACAACAAAAAGAGGCUUGAUAUUGAAGAAAAUGCUUUAACGGUGUUAUAUAAGCCAUAUAAAUUACUGACUCCAGAAAGAGUUGAAGAAAUAACUGCAUUCACAGAAAAAUUAUUAGAAGAAGAACAAUACGAACAAUUGAUUUUGAUUAGUGAGGAAAUCAUUAAUCUGAGUUUAUCAGGUCUCAUGUAUUACCACAAUUAUUAUCAACAUCCUCUUUUAUUUGCAACCACUUUGUCUUUCUUAGGAUGGGUAGCAUGUCUGCUAAACAUUUUGUUAGAACAAAAAGUUCAUAUACAUGUAGAAAAUUUAGACAUGAAAAAGGGGGGUUCUUGUAAUGUAAAUUAUAAAUUAAAUAACUGGAUAAAAUCAGUAUCAACAUUUAUGAACAUAUUAACAGUUUAUCUAGUUUAUGGUAGGUACACAUAUAUUUUACUUGUUUUACUUUUAUAUGUUACUUGUGUAGUAUUUGUUCCAAUUUUUGUCAUUUUGUAUUCUGUUUUAUUUGUGAGUAAUUGACAUUAAAUACUAUUUCAGCACAAAACUUGCCAUUUCAGUAUUAUGUAUAUUUCUUAAUGCCAAUUUUGUUAUGGACAAAAGUGUUAUUAUCAUUCAAGCAGUGGAUGUAUACAUUAAGACUGCUACAAAAUAACAGAGGUGUUUUACAAGUAAUGGCUGAAAUAACAUGCUAUGUGUUGGGGUGUUUGGCAAUGGGAUUAUCAUUUACUUACAGAUGGAUGUUAAGCUUUCCAUUACUUGGUAUGGGUCUUUGGCCAUAUUUUUCUUUAUCAAGACAUAAAUUGUCGAAAUCAUUACUGUUUUUUUGGACAAUGGGAUGCAUGUUGCUGAGCAUGUUUUCAUUCAUUCCUGUAGUUGGGAAAGAAGUUUUUAUAGAACUCGUGUUAACAGCAGGAAUUGUUUGGUUGGUAGUUAUUGUGACUUAUUCAUGGUAUAUACAACCAUUAUAUAAUAUUAGUGGAGAUUGUAAGAAAGAAACUUUAAUAGAAAUUAUACAAGCUGUGAUAUUAGCAAUUUCACUAUGUAUUAUAAAUACACAAGCAAGGAAAUUUGAUUCCGGUGCACCACUUUCUACAUUUCUGCAAAAUGUAUGUUGGAUUUUUUUAGCUAUUCUGAUGUUGUUACCGUUAACCUACUCUAGAAGAUUAGGUAAUCGACUGAUUGGUACACAUACAUCAGUUGUAAAUAUCUACUUGCUACUUUCGGUGGCACAUGAAGGCCUUUUCAUAGUUGCUCUGAUAUUUAAUACCACUUGCUGGAUGAUUAUAGAGUUUCGACUGCUUAAUUUGGGUCAUGUUAAGGUAAGUCCCGUGGGUUGAUAAGCGACAGAAGGAAACUGAAAAAGGAGAUAAAUGGCAGCAUUUUCGUGAUAACUCAAAAUUAUAAAAACUACGGUUGGCAACCCGUCUGCCAAGCGUGACAACUAUUGCGAAAUGCCCCCCUAUGAGGCAAAGAGGGAGGCCUAUGUUCAUUAGACUUGUAGGCUGUAAUGGAUAAAUGAAUGUAUGCAUAUAAUUCUUGCUUUCGUGAAAAUCGAAGUAAUGCAACUUCUAAAAUUUUCAUAGGAUUUGAUGUAUUCAUGAAUAUUAUAUUUAUAUUACGACUGAAUUUCAUCCGACAUCAAAAACAGGAGGAUGUUCACUAUUUAAUUUUUCAACUAUACUUUAGGCUGAAUUUAUUUUGUUAAGUCAACUCUGCGAAGACCGGCAUACUAAAUUAAAAAAAAAUACAAAUGGUCUUAGUUUGGCUAUUCUUUAACCUUAAAUUAAAAUUUGGUUAAACUAGAUAAUAAUAUAUUUAGUUGAUCUGACAUUAAAUAUGUCAAAAUGACAAAAAAGACCACCGGUUCCAUCGGCUCCCAUGUCGGUUAAGACCGAACUGAAAAGAAAUAAGGUUUUAUUGCGCUUAUUUCGCGAGAUGCUGCAUUUGUCGGGUAAACCCGGCAUACUUUGCAGUUCCAGGGGUGCAAAACCUUGAAUAAUAACCAGCUUUUUAAUAGUAAGUAAAGUUUUAUUAAAAAAAAUCAAUGGUUAUACUUGCUAAAUUAAAUCAAAAAUGUUUUUUGUAUUGUGCUUAGUAUUAAAACGAUGAGAUCCAAAAUCGUAGGAUAGUAAUAAGCUAAGAAUUUAUUCUUAAGUAAAGGCUUAAUAAGACACCAAAGGAUGACGAUUUCUGAAAGUGGCGAAGACCGGCAUAUGACAUUUAUUACCCUCCAAGACCUAGACGGACUUACCCGCAACAUAUUUUGAAAUUAGUUUUUAUUUUCAUCAAGCAUAACUUAGUAAAAAACGUGUAUAAUACUAAUGUACUUAUGAAAUAGAUAUCUUAAUGAAGAAUAAACUUACUUGCAUAAAUUUACGUUCUAAUAAAAAAAUAAUUUUUUUGUUAGAACGUGGUACACUCCCAAUGCAAGGUGCUCACCGUACUAAACAAACAACCGCACUUUUUUCCGUUCUCACUACAUAAACCACCAUCUAUGUCAAUUGAUAAGGACUAAAAUCUUUUCUAAUCUUUUUUUUUUUUUUUUAAAAACGUUACCCCCACACUAGGAUUUUCUCCUGUAUCGUGGAGGCAGUUUACAAACACAAAUUGCACAAGGACAAACAUCCAGACCCGGAACAAUUAUUUGUAGGCCAUACAAAUACUUGUUCCGUGCGGGAUUCGAACCCGCGGCCCCCUGCUCAGCAACUCAUUGCUAAGACACUGCGCCACGGAGCCGUCAUGGUCAAAAUGGUUUUAUUGUUCAGCUGAUUGUAUUGACAUCUUCGUAGUUCUGCUGAAUUCGUUGUAAUUCUUGUUGUACGAUCUUCCCCGAUAGACGGUCUUCGCCGAGUUGACCCUACUUCUAUAUUCUUCUAUAUUAAGAUCCAAAAAAUAAAUUUUACAAUAAUAUUCGUCGUCGGGUGCCAUUUAGGUAGAACUCUAUUGGUGGUUGGUUGUGUUUGGUUUUGUUUUGAUGGCACAAACAUACCAGAUAACGUUUUGCUAUCUGGUAUUAAAUUAACCGGUUUCUCAGCUUUUUUUCUAAGCACUCAGUCUGUCUUAUUACGUAAAUCAGAGGUUCAUUAUCAUAAUUUCGUAAUGCAUUUAGGUUUAGGUUUUUUAGGGUUCCGUACCUCAUAAGGAAAAAACGGAACCCUUAUAGGAUCACUUUAUUGUCCGUCUGUCUGUCUGUCAAGACCCUGUUUCUCAGGAACGCGUGGAGGUAUCAAGCAAAUUCAUAACUUUUACUCAAGUCUACUGUCCCUUGGAGCUGUGAAAAAAUCAAACUUCUCAGCCAACGCAAUCAAAAGAUACAGCCAUUUAUAUCGCAAAUUUUCGACAUUCGCAAGGGAAUCAAAACCUACAGGGUACUUCCCGUGAACUCAGAAUCUUAAAAAUUGGUACGAAACAACGUAUUAUAACAUAGAUAAAGGAAAAAUUGCGAAAAGCAUAAAUUUUUAGUUACAUCAUAUAAUAAAAAUAUUUUUAAUAAUUUUAAACUUAUAUAUCUACGGAUUUGUUCGAAACCCUCGGUGCGCGAGUCCGACUCACACUUAGUCGGUUUUUUGUCAUGUGGAAUGAUUACCCUCCUCUCGGGGGAUAGGUCGGACUUGUAUUAAAAUCGAUUAAAAUCCCAUGGUCUACCUUCGCUGCAUAUAGGUAGGGUCACGUGAACGCUUUCCCACAUAUUCGCUACCCAACUAGCGCGAAGUCCCGUUGGUGGCCCUUCUACGGAAGACAAAUCCUCCCCUCGUUUUUUUAAAAAUAUAGAAUGGGGUGACAAAGGAGCACAACAGUCCACCUAAUCUGGGUGCUGUGGCCCAUAGCCAUCUACAUUCAUCUUCGAUUAAGAGUCAAUAUGCAGAUGCAUUGUCACCCCUGAAGACUACGAUGAAAUGCCUCGUUUCCAGUAAAAAGGGUCUCCAGUUCUCUACACUGACCAUACGAAACACAUCAGCAUUACGCUGCUAUUUUACGCUGACAUUCUGUGAGAGCGUGGAACCUACCCCGGUCGAGCCGACCCAUUCGUGCUGCAACCACAAUAUAGCUGCAGCAAGGCUCUACCACGUCAAGUCGGCAGGGAAGGCGCACCUUGCUACACGUCUUCGCUCUCUAACUGCACAGCAAACGCCCCAGAGAAGGUUCGGAAGCAUCAGCCCUUUCGCUUGCGGAUCUGGUCUAUGGCUCCGCCGAAGACUACUUGAGAGCCACGGAGAGUAGCGAAAGUGGCGUAUUGUGAAACAGACAUCUUUCUCCCCGCAGCCCCACCACUGCCAAAUCAGCUGUGCGCUCUCGCCAGUCCCGCAGAAUAGUGUGUGGCACUUCUUUCGGCUGCGCAUGACAGGGUGUGAGGAUAACCUUUCCGCCACAGUCUACCAACAUACAUUUAAAGUGGACUCUCCAAGCGCACUCCGAGCGGCAUUUUCGGGUCUUUAUCUCGGAACAGCUAAGCCCACCUUCUCCUGCAACUACAAGGCGGGAACCAUCCUUUCCGCACAAUUACUAAUAUCGUUACAUCCAGCCCCGCCAUAUCCUAGUAUAACUAAUAUGAUUUUUCUAUUUCCAGAUAACUGAUUACUCUUUCAGCAAAGACAACGAAGAAUUAGAAAAAAGUUUAUCAUCUAUUGAAAGAGAUAUUAGCAGUAAUGAUUUUCGUAGAGGGUUCUUUUACACCUUGUACAUUAUUUUAGCAUUUUUCGGCACAGGGAACAUUGCUUCAUUAAAUUCGUUCGAAGUGAGAUGGGUUAUUUGUUUUACAACAUCAUUUCAGCCAUUCGUCAUAACUGCCCUUAUAUUGCUUAAAACUUUGGCUCCUUUUUUGUGCGUCGGCUGCACUUUCAGAGCUGUGCAACAUAUAACCAAGGCACCAGCGGACUACUUAAACAUAAUAGUGCUCGUAUAUUCAAAUCUAAUGGGUGUUCAGUUACUGUACAACGUUAAAAAUACCGGCAGUUGGCUAGAAAUUGGAACGUCUAUAUCUCAGUUUGUAAUCGUUCAAGUUAUAACAUUAUUUAUUGUUAUAAUUAAUCAAUUAUCUAAAACGUGGACUGAGACGGAUUUGUUUAGUUUUACUGUUAAAAUGAUUAAAAAUAGAAAAAAAAAUGUUUAGAAUUAGUACCCACUGUUAUUUAAAAUAAAAGAUAUUUUAC
Messenger RNA from Parnassius mnemosyne (clouded apollo), 5426 nucleotides. Lineage: Eukaryota; Metazoa; Arthropoda; Insecta; Lepidoptera; Papilionidae. The record is from the annotation of a GenBank genome assembly.